AUGCCGGACACCAGACAAGGUACUCAGCAGCAACUGCCAAUUCGAAAACUGACAGUGAACCGUGAAACCAGACGUAACAAUUCCAGCCCAUAUAGGAGGGGGAAAGACCUGAAGCAACGACUUGGCUGGUCUGAUGUGUUCCAUAUGAUAGCCAGAAGUCUCACUGCCGUCAGAUGUGGCCUGUUGAUCGGAUUCAGGGGCAUAGAUGCCAUGUCAACUGGAGAAAAGCACGACGGCUGA
Messenger RNA from Opisthorchis viverrini, 240 nucleotides. RefSeq lists its product as hypothetical. The record is from RefSeq and is a predicted model, not a curated record. NCBI's taxonomy places the organism in Eukaryota, Metazoa, Platyhelminthes, Trematoda, Opisthorchiida, Opisthorchiidae. The coding region runs from base 1 to 240 and encodes 79 amino acids. The transcript has 4 exons.